GAUAUCCUUGCUCUCAUUUUUGGAAAUGUCUAACAUGGAUAUCUUGGUUAAAUUAGGAUGGAUGAACAAUCCCUGAAAAUCAUAAUAGAUUAAUAAUUGUGGAGAAGGUUAUACUGUACAGAGUUUCAUGAAUAUCAAGAACAGGAAAAGUUGUAUCCACUGGCCUAAAAUCAUCUAAAACCAGAACUCCUUCGGAACGUCUGGCACAGGAUACCUUGGUUCAAAAACAAAGUCGAUACCAACUUUUGUCUCAGGGCAGCGUAAACAUAUGUCCAUGCGGUCACCGGUAUCGUUGUAGAGGAUCUGUCGCUGGAGUUUCUUCUCGGCGUCGUAGCCAUACCAUGAGCGAGCAAAAUCUUCAAAGGGAUCCAACUUUCGCCAAACAGUUUUCUCCAGGUAGGCCCAGCCUUCGCUGCAUGUCUGCAUGUGUCGUACAUUCCGACGAGUACUGGCAAGGACAGGGAGAAGAUUUUCGGCAACAUAGAAAAAGCCAUCGUUUGGAAGAUGAAUGACGAGGUUGUUCCAAACACCCUGGGUGUCUGUCAAUUGGCAGAUGCGGUAGUCGGAGCGCCACUUAAGACCAUCACGUUCAAAGUCAAUAAAACUGGCUGCCGUAGAGACUGUGGUGGCGAGAACGUGCUGAAAAGACGGAAAAUUAGGGGAGAGAGCGUGGCCAGUUUGCCACGAUUGCAGAAUCUCGGCAAUGUAGCCGAUAUCGUGGCGCUUCUUCGUAGGCGAAUCCAUAUCGCUUAAGGAUUCCGCAGGCUUUACAGGAGAGAGUUUCUGGUCCUUUUCGCGCAUCCACUGUUCUUAAGAUGCUUUUGGAAUUGACUCGAGGCACAUCAAUGCAGCCACGGGAGACUCGUUGAAGCACCUUGCUUUUCAGGAGUCUUGUCUGACUUUCUUGCUCCUCUUCCGUUUGCUUCUGUACUUUCUCGGUGACAGAAGAAAGAGAUUCUGAGUAAUUAUGCUGCGGCUAAUGUGUUGGUGUUGGUGUUGGUGUUGCUCGCUGCUGUUGCCGUGUUCCGAGCCGUUGGCUCUCCUUUCCACUCUCCCCUUGCCAGUCUCGCCUCUGUUUAUGACAGAAGAGCGUGUUCCUGUAUACUGUAGUACUGUAGCCUUUGGAUCUCUUAAGCAGCCUUGCCGCCUUGCCGCACCAAACACAUCACAACACAACAAACAACCACACCACCACGGAGCAUCGAGUUGCCGUCACUGCAGGACUAUUGAAGGCCAGCCUCAUUGCCUACACUGUACAUAUACAGUCCAUAUACAGUCCCAGCCACCACUCUUGCUAGAGAUAUAGCUGGCAACAUGGCCAGCACACCAAGUUUGAUAGAGGAAAAGCCUCGUUCAUCAUCCGCCGACGAUCUGACCAUUACACGGCAAGACUUUCUCUUUCAUCGCAAGUCGACACAUGCCACCAACGACACGACUGUAGGAGAACGAUGGGACGACCACUACAGAUUGUCGGGGCAAUGGCUUGGGAAGGGACGGUUUGGCAGAGUGGCGCUGGUGGAGCACUUGCAGACGGGUCAGAAACGUGCCAUGAAGUUGCUCGAGAAACGACAAGUGAGUCCGGAAGCGUUCUGGAAAGAGACGCAAGUAUUGAAGACACUGGAUCAUCCCAAUCUACUGCGAUUGUAUGAGACGUUCGAAGAUGACACACGAUACUAUAUUGUCACAGAGCGAGCUACUCAACACGGCAAUUUGUUUUACUUUUUCCGGGAGCUGCAGCUUUCUUCUCAAAACCAGAAAUCUCUGAACGAGCUGGAUAUUGCUCGUUUGAUUCGACAAAUCUUGGUCUGCGUCAAUCAUUGUCAUGCCCACGGUGUAAUCCACUCCGACAUAAAAAUGGAGAACAUCUUACUGGAUGCCGACGAUCCUAAAUUUGAACGAAUCACACUGGCAGACUUUGGCUUUUCCCUCUUUUAUCAUCAAGAAGAGGAACGGCCACGACGAGGGACACCCGAGUACCUUGCUCCCGAGGUGUUUGUUGGUACUACUUAUGGACCCAAGUGUGAUAUAUGGUCCCUAGGUGUCAUGGCGUUUGUACUCCUCACUGAAGGACACUUGCCGUUUACUGGAACACAACAAGAAAUCUACAAUCAAAUAUCAAUGAACACUCGAACGGAUCAUUGGGAUCUCCCGGCUUGGGAGCAGGUGACACCAGAAGGGAAAGCAUUUGUGCAAUCACUGUUGCAAGUGGACGAAGCAAAACGACCAACGGCCCAAGAAGCUUUGAGUGAUUCUUGGUUUGAAAUAAUAAUGAUACAACAACAACAAUCUACCACCAUCCUGGAGGCUUCCUCCUGGCAUGAAAGCCUCCUCAAGUUUUCGGCGCGGCAAAAGCUCCAACAGGCAACCUACGCCUUUUUGGUGGCACAACUGACGUUCAAGUCACGCAAAAAGGUCAUCGACGAAAUGUUCAAAGGGUUGGAUGUCAAUGACGAUGGAACCAUUAGCCGGCAGGAAAUUGAAGAUGCCUGUACCAAAAGGGGGUGUCCCAUCAGUAAGGAAGAACUGCACAGCAUCUUUCGCAAUGUCGACAUUGAUCAAAAUGAUUGCAUCAACUAUUGGGAAUUCACGGCCGCCACGGCGAAUCCAAGGAACAUGCUGUGUGAGGACAACCUUGAGAUUGCUUUUCAAACCUUUGAUGUCAACAAGGACAAUUGCAUCAAUGCGGAGGAUUUGAAAGUGAUCUUUCGUCAUGGUGGGCUAAUUGGAGGAUACCAUCAUGAAGAAGAAGAAGACAGUGUGGUGGAUGAGGCUGUGAUUGAUGCCAUCGUAGAGGAGGUGGAUGCCAAUGGCGAUGGAAAGAUUUCACUGGAAGAAUUCAAGGCAAUGAUGGAAGAAACUGUAAAGUUGCAGACCACCAAGAGACCGCGUUGUGAGUUGGGUAACUGACUCGCAUAGAAAUAAAUUGCUGAUCGCAUGAUAGAGUUCAUUUGAAUCAGGCGUCUGUUUUGUUUGGGUUUACACACCCGCCAUUUCUUUCAGUUUGGCCAUCAUUUCGUCCACUUCCGCAUUGGUAUUCUUGGUGAAGGAUCCUUCCGAAAAGAACGGCCCGGCAAUGUGUUUGGCCUGUGGUGUUCGAUCCAGAUAAAAUGCUCCACUUUGGAUUACAUCCUUGGGUGCUCCCAUGAGAUAGGCAAUUCCUUCAGCACCUUGCCACAUGUUACGCAUGGGUUCCAAAUACUUUUUAUUGUCUCCAAAGGCACUGUCUACGGCGGGAGUGGCGGUCCAACCGGGGUGUGCGGUGAUCCAUUGAAUGGCUGGCAUGGUUUCCGUCAGUCGCUCGGCCAGCAGCACUUGUCCUCUCUUGGCAUAGGCAUAACUGAGUUCUCCGGAAUAUUUCUUGUCGGCGUCCUCUUUCAUGGUGCACGUGGCGGUUUCCCAAUCGGGAAAUUUGGAUGUCAACAUGCCACCGGAAGUGACAAAAAUGACGCGUGGAUUGUUGGCGGCCUGGAGUUGUGGCAAAAGCAAUUGCGAAAUCAAGUAGGAUCCUCCUAGCAAAUGCGAUGCAAAUGUGACUUCAAUGCCUUCUUUGGUUUCCGUUCGUUGAUUCAACAAUGCUCCCGCAUUGCAGAUCAGCACAUCCACUUUGGUUUCUUGUGCCUGCAAACU
Messenger RNA from Seminavis robusta, 3627 nucleotides. NCBI's taxonomy places the organism in Eukaryota, Bacillariophyta, Bacillariophyceae, Naviculales, Naviculaceae. The record is from the annotation of a GenBank genome assembly.